Lachancea sp. 'fantastica' is the source of this 2061-nucleotide messenger RNA. Lineage: Eukaryota; Fungi; Ascomycota; Saccharomycetes; Saccharomycetales; Saccharomycetaceae. The record is from the annotation of a GenBank genome assembly.
AUGAGAGCCAGUGCCAGUAGAACAGCGCUCAGACGUGGUGUUUCGGCUAUCCGCGCCACCAAAUAUACCUCGGUGGGCACUCUGCGGCUCUAUAGCGCAUCAGCUGUGAAAACUGGAACGCAGGGCGAUUCCAGACCAAGACCAGCGCCAAGCUUCGACAUGGAUCCAACGCAAAAGAGCAAAAAUAACAACAAACAUGCUGCAGAACGGGUGAAGAAAGCCGAGCAUUCCGCUUCGAAUCACGCCGGGAUGGACGAUUCUUUCAUCGGACUAAACGGUGGUCAGAUUUUCCACGAAAUGAUGCGUCGUCACAACGUCGACACCGUGUUUGGAUACCCUGGUGGUGCCAUUCUGCCGGUCUACGAUGCUAUUCACGACAGCAAAUACUUCAACUUUGUGCUCCCCAAGCAUGAACAAGGUGCAGGCCACAUGGCUGAAGGUUACGCUCGUGCCAGCGGUAAGCCAGGUAUCGUUUUGGUGACUUCAGGACCAGGUGCCACCAAUGUUGUCACUCCGAUGGCCGAUGCUUUGGUCGAUGGUACUCCUAUGGUGGUAUUCACAGGCCAAGUGGCCACCUCUGCUAUCGGUACCGAUGCUUUCCAGGAAGCCGAUGUCGUUGGUAUCUCAAGACCAUGCACCAAAUGGAACGUAAUGGUCAAGACCAUUGAUGAAUUGCCACGUCGUAUCAACGAGGCCUUCGAAAUUGCCGUCAGCGGCAGACCAGGCCCUGUGCUUGUGGAUCUACCCAAAGACGUGACUUCUGCCGUCCUCAAGAACCCAAUCCCAGUAAACACAACGCUUCCAUCCUCUGCACUAGCUCAGCUUACCAAAAGUGCUACACACGAAUUCACUGCUUCCAACAUUGAAAGGGCUGCGGACUUGAUCAACAUCGCGAAGAAGCCCGUGCUUUAUGUAGGAGGUGGUAUUUUGGGUUCUGAAAAGGGUCCCAAAUUGCUACGCGAGCUAAGUGAGCGUGCUCAAAUCCCAGUCACCACCACUCUACUCGGUCUAGGCGCUUUCGACCAGAAUGACCCUAAGUCCCUUGACAUGUUGGGUAUGCAUGGAUCCGCAUUUGCUAAUCUUUCCAUGCAGAACGCUGAUUUGAUUAUCGCUUUGGGUACCCGUUUCGAUGACCGUGUCACCGGUAGUGUGCCCAAGUUCGCCCCGGAAGCCCGCAAAGCAGCUCUUGAAAACAGAGGUGGUAUUAUCCACUUUGAAAUUUCACCAAAAAACAUCAACAAGGUCGUCGAAGCGCAAGUCGCUGUAGAGGGUGAUGUCAGCGACAAUCUAGAGACCCUACUUCCAUUGAUCAACACCGUAGAAUCGCGCAAGGAAUGGCUGGACAAGAUCGAAAGCUGGAAGAGAGAAUUCCCGUACGAUUACCAAAGAGAAAGCACCGGUUCUAGAAUCAAACCUCAAACCGUUAUUGGUAAGCUUUCGGACAUCGCAAAUGCUGAUAAGAGGGAGGUCAUUGUUACCACAGGUAUUGGCCAACAUCAAAUGUGGGCCGCUCAGCAUUGGACUUGGACACAGCCUCGCAGUUUCAUCACCUCCGGUGGCCUGGGUACUAUGGGUUAUGGUUUGCCCGCUGCCAUUGGCGCCCAAGUUGCCAAGCCUGAUGCUUUGGUUAUCGAUAUUGAUGGUGACGCUUCUUUCAACAUGACUCUAAUGGAACUCAGCAGUGCUGUUCAGGCAAACACUCCAGUGAAAAUCAUGGUAUUGAACAACGAAGAGCAAGGUAUGGUUACACAAUGGCAAUCGUUGUUUUACGAGCACCGUUACUCGCACACUCACCAAUUGAACCCUGAUUUCAUGAAGCUAGCUGAUGCUAUGGGCCUAAAGGGAUUGAGACUCGAAAAGCAAGAAGAUAUGGAAUCCACACUUCGCGAGUUCGUGAAUCACGAUGGUCCUGUGCUUUUGGAGGUAAUCGUGGAGAAGAAAGUACCCGUUUUACCUAUGGUUCCCGCUGGUAAGGGUCUCGAUGAAUUUAUCAACUUUGACGCUGAAACCGAGAGAAAGCAGAACGAGCUUCGUCGUCAACGUACAGGUGGUAAGCACUGA